This is a messenger RNA of Acytostelium subglobosum LB1, 3135 nucleotides long. RefSeq lists its product as hypothetical. The transcript has 8 exons. Gene Ontology annotation, molecular function: guanyl-nucleotide exchange factor activity; protein binding. The coding region runs from base 1 to 3135 and encodes 1044 amino acids. Gene Ontology annotation, biological process: intracellular signal transduction. The record is from RefSeq and is a predicted model, not a curated record. Lineage: Eukaryota; Evosea; Eumycetozoa; Acytosteliales; Acytosteliaceae.
AUGAGUUAUAAUCCUUAUUAUUAUCAACCACCUCAACAACAUGAACAUGGUCAUCAUGAUCAUCAUCAUAGUGGAGGUGGUGAUGAAGAUCCACACUAUGGUCCUACUUAUGUAGACCCAAGAUAUCAACUACAACAACAGCAACAGCUAGAGCAACAACAAAAGUUGUCACCUACUCAGGGAUACUACCAACAACAGGGAUAUGAUUAUAAUCAAUAUAACUAUGGCAAUAACAACAAUAAUAAUUCACCAGUGGCAUCGACAACAACAACAAGUGGUUAUAACGAUCAAUCAACAUCAUAUGAUUCAUACUCAUACGGACAAGGACAGACCAAUAACAACAACACAAACAACAACAACAGCUAUCAAGGUUACUCACCGCCACCACAACAACAACAACAGUACGAUCAACAACAAGGUUCAUAUGAUCAUAUUCAACAAGGUACUGGCUAUGACUAUCAGCCACAACAACAACAUCAGCAACAGUAUGACUACUCCGCACAACAGAACUCAACGUCAAACCAGGGCUCAUACGACCAGUAUCAACAGUCAUCAUACUUGAACGUUCCUACGCCCGACAGCUAUGCAUCUCAAUCACCUCAGACUGGUGUCAGUCCCGCCACAUCCUCGCCACCUCAAGAUACAGCCUACAUCCACGAUGCCUAUCACAGCAGUAGCAACAGCAACACAACUGGAUAUGGAACUGGAACUGGAAGUGGUACUGGCACCGGCACUGGAUCUGGUUAUGGAUAUGAUGAUGGACAAGGCAGCCACCUAUCACAGAGCUACUACCAACCUACUCAAGAUCUGACACAGAGCUACCAACAACAGGGCAGCAACCUGGCACAGACUUACCCACAGUCCAAUCAAACACAGAGCUAUGGCUACGGAGGCAACAACACAAACAGCAACAACAAUUCCAACCUAUCGCAGAGCAACUACCAACAAGACCAGCAGAUGGAGAAUGAUAGGAUCAAUGCUUGGAAUGAGUACUACGAGAAGCAGAAGCAGUAUGAGUUACAACAGGAGCAGCAGCGCAACAAGGACAUGGAGGUUAUUGCUCAACAACAAAAGGCAGAGUACGACAAGAUGGUCGCCGAGCUACAGAAGGAGCGUGAUGAGGUCGAGCGCAAGAGACAGGAGUUGCAACGACAGCAGCAACAGCAAAAGGCUACGGGCGAUCAGCUCGAGGCCGAGAAGCAGAGGAUCAACAUCUGGCGCGAGGAAGAAAUGCGCAGACAGAUGAACGAGGUGCAGCGUGAGCGUGAGAUGGCCAAGAAGCACGAGGCUGAGAUGAGGAAGAAGCUGAUGGAGGAACAGGCCCUGCAACAACUGAACCUCAAUGAUCAGGCCAUCAAGCUGAAGCAACAGGAGGAGUCAAUUCGCAAGAAGAUCAAUGAGGAGCAGCAACUGCGCCAGAAGCAGGAGCAGCAGAAGCAGGAGGAGCUGCGCCAGAAGGAGAGCGGCCUGCUCAAGAAGGUGGAGGAGAUUGAGAACCUGUCCAAGCGACUGGAGGAGGAGAAGCGACGCCGAGAACAAGAGGCCAACAAUGAGAAGAGUCUGGCCGUGUCCAGACGUGACGAGGUUGCCAAGCAGGAAGCCGAGAUCAACAAGCGCAAGCUGGAGAUGGAGAAGGAGAAGAAGGCUCUGGAGGCCAUGCGUCUGGAAGAUCAAAAGAGGAACGAGGCGCACAAGAAGGAGGUGGAGCGCAUGAGACAGCAGGACGCGCAGCAGUUGAAGCUUCAGCAGGAGAGCAUCAAGCGUGAGCAGGACAUGCUGGACAUCCAGAAGAAGGAGCUGAAGCUGCAGGCUCGCGAGUCCACCGGACCCUCAUCAAGUACCAUCGACUCGUUGCAGCCAAUGCGUGACAUGGUCACAGUGUUGGCCGGUCAGAAGGCGCUGUCGCCACCCCCAGUGGCCAUCGCCAGAGAGUCGCCGCCAGCGCCCACGCGUCCCAAGCCACGCUUCCCACCCGUCGACAUGACCAAGGUGGUCAAUGGAUACAAGCUGGGCGAUGUCGUAAAGAUACAACGAUGCUAUCGCAAGUAUGUCAUGCGUAGAAAGUUCAAGGAGAUCGUGCAACAAGCUCUUCACUCUACCGACCACGAGACCGAGUCAUCCAAGAAGAGGUUCAGAGCUGUCAACGAGGUGUACUCAACCGAGGUAUCAUACCUUAACUCAUUGCUCGUGUUACAAAACUUCUACUUCAUACCAAUGGAGGUUGAGGCACGUGUUACCAAGUUAUUUAAGGUUGAGGAGAUUGGCAGGAUAUUCUCCAACCUCAAGAGUUUGCUCCAGAUCAGCACCGACUUCCAUCACCAGCUCGAGGAGCGUCUGCAUCACUUCCCCAUCCUGGUCGGUGAUGUGUUCCUAAAGUUUGCACCAAUCUUCAAGAUAUAUGUCGAGUAUAUCAACAACUUUGACAAUGUACAUCCAAUCGUAAAGACACUGAUGGAGAGUCCACAGGGCGCCAACUUCUUCAAUCAACAAAAGCAGAAGUCAAGAGUGAACACUGACUUACAAAGCUUGUUGAUCAUGCCCAUCCAACGUAUUCCAAGAUAUGAACUCUUGCUCAGAGAGAUAUUGGGGAAUACACCAGAGUCACAUGUAGAAUAUAAGAGCAUAAAGACUGCCUACGAGUCAAUGAAGAAGAUAAACCAGUAUAUCAAUGAGAGAAAGACCAAUGUCGAUCGUAGGACCAGGUUAUCAGAUGUACAGAAGGAGAUAAAGAAUGCACCUGAAUUGAUUGCAUCACAUAGAUACUUUGUACGCGAUGGAGAAUGUGUCAUUUCAUCGACCAAGAAGCAUGAGACUGGCAACUACCAUAUGCACUUCUUCAACGACUUGCUGUUGGUCUCCAAGAAGACCAGCUUCUUCUCAUCCUACAAGUACGAGUUCCUCUACAGUAUAUCUCUAAAGGAUGCCGAUGUCAGAGAUAUUGAAACAAAUGAUGCCAUGGUUCGCGUUGUCAAGGGCCGACUGGACUCACUGGACGUUGUUAUCUACACACUUUGCUUCACGUCAAAGAAAGAGAAGGAUCUAUGGUUGGCUGAUCUGGCUAAAGAGAUAGGCUCUAUGAACAAGACUAUUCAAUCAAUGAGCAGUAUGGACUUGAAGCUCAGUAUGCGAUCAUAG